AUGGACGUGGACAGCGUGAUCGCCCGCCAUCGGGCACGCCUCGACGAGCACCGCAAGUAUCUCGACAGUAGCACCGCAGGCACCGGCGGAUUCCUUACAAGUCCUGAUGCCAAUAGCAGCAGCCUCCUGCAAACCACCACAGUCCAUGUGGCAGACGAGAGUGUCUCGUCCCCACUGCCAGUGAAGCCGAUAAAUGAGGCCCGCGUUCCCUCUUCAUUCUCUUCCCCACCAGUCCUAACUACACAGAAGCAUGACGGGGAGAGUGGCAACCGUGACGAUCUGCAGCGCUGCCGAUCAGCCGAUGACACAAAAGAGGAGAAACGCAUGCAAAGGCGGCGUGAACUGUACAUCAACCAGACCCUGGCCCUGCAAGCCGCAGAUGCUGCGUAUCGAAAGCGGGAGGCUCAGCAGCAUCGGAGCAGCGAGGGACCAGCCGCAGAUGACGGCAAAAGCAACGACACGAAUGAGUCGCGCCGAGCUUGCAGUGGGCCCGUCGCAUUUUACGGCUACACCAGCACCCAAGAGCGCCUUGACGAAGAGAGCCGUUUCUUUGGGAGACAGCUUAAAGCCGCUGGCCGCUACUACGUGUCGAGGCCGGACGCCAUGUACACCAAGACGAAGCUGUGGCUUGAGGGCCGUGACCGCUCCCUACAGCAGCUGAAGCACGAGCGCAUGCUCAACACUCUCAACGAGUGUUCCUUCAACCCACGGCUGUCAACGCCCCCCAGCGAUCCUCGUCGCGCUCGUUCCAUGCGAGCCACAUCUUAUUUUCGCGACGACCCGGGUGUGGCCGCCCACUUGGAGAGACUGGAUGAGGCGCGGCAGCAGCGGGUCGAGGCGGAGCGGCGGCUGCGUGGGAAAGAGGCAGGCACGUGGCAGAACCGACUCACAGUGCCGAAGGAGUUUGAAUUUGCGAGGCGCGUCACCGCCAUUCCGUCGCUCCGUAGGCCGUUUGUCAGUGCCGUCCCGCUCCACGACGACAAUGGUGUGGGCGAUGAGGAAGAGGGAGCACAUGAGAACAAUGCCCAUGCAGGCGCCCAACAAGGCAGUGAACGCGGUGCCGCUCCACCCGCUGAAUGCCAGCCAGAGAAGGCGGAGGACAUGCCGUCCAUCAGAGUGCCCGGUGGGGUGCAUGAGAAAGACGAAGGUGUCGCUACCACUACUGCUGCUGUUGAUGCUUCUGUGGACGAUGACGCCGCUACGCCCACGACGGCAGCGAUGCCUCCACAACUGAAGGUGGUUGUUGCUCGCCUCGAAGAGCAACUAGCAGAGAAGGAUCAGAUGCUGCAGCAACAGAAGGGUGAAAUUGCUUCGCUGCGUCGCCAGCUGGAGGUAGUAAGGGCGACUGUGCGGCGCCUCUCCCUCCAGGACGUUGCACCGGGAGAGGCUGGCAGGUGA
This is a messenger RNA of Trypanosoma grayi, 1398 nucleotides long. RefSeq lists its product as hypothetical. Lineage: Eukaryota; Euglenozoa; Kinetoplastea; Trypanosomatida; Trypanosomatidae. Bases 1 to 1398 code for a protein of 465 amino acids. The record is from RefSeq and is a predicted model, not a curated record. The transcript has a single exon.